AGGUAGACCUAACUUACCUACCUACUCAUCAAUCACGGUGUUCAGCUGACUUGCACUGAUAGACCUUUAUUGUAUUGGAAUUAGGCGCUCAUCUUUUUACUGUUGUCAACUAAUCUUUUCAAUGUUCGAUUUUGCUCUAUGUUAGAACAUUUCUGUGAAUGCUAUUCUAAUCUAAGUGGUCUUAUUCUGUGUCCCGUGCUAGGAAGCAUUACUCUUCUUUUCAUUCCAAAUUCAAGAAUACGAUCGAUACGAUUGAUUGGUCUGUGCGCUUCUCUUAUUACUUUUUUGUAUUCUCCUGUUCUUCGGAUACAAUUUGAUCCUUCUACGGCCAAAUCUCAAUUUGUGGAAAGCCUUCGAUGGCUUCCUUAUGAAAACAUAAAUUUUUAUUUGGGUAUAGAUGGUAUCUCUUUAUUCUUCGUGAUAUUGACCACAUUUUUGAUCCCUAUUUGCAUUUUAGUGGGUUGGUCUGGUAUGAGAAGUUAUGGGAAAGAGUAUAUUACAGCAUCUCUAAUUCGUGAAUUUCUAAUGAUCGCCGUGUUCUGCAUGCUGGAUCUUCUACUAUUCUAUGUUCUUUCCGAAAGCGUGCCAAUCCCUAUGUUCAUUAUUAUAGGGGUAUGGGGUUCGAGACAAAGAAAGAUCAAGGCAGCAUAUCAGUUUUUCCUUUAUACUUUACUUGGAUCCGUUUUUAUGCUAUUAGCUAUUCUCUUGAUUCUUCUCCAAACAGGAACCACCGAUUUACAAAUCUUAUUAACCACAGAAUUUAGUGAGCGGCGCCAAAUCUUUUUAUGGAUUGCUUUUUUCGCCUCUUUCGCUGUCAAAGUUCCUAUGGUACCAGUUCAUAUUUGGUUACCCGAAGCUCAUGUAGAGGCACCCACGGCAGGAUCCGUUAUCUUGGCAGGAAUUCUUUUAAAAUUGGGAACUUACGGGUUUUUAAGAUUUUCAAUACCCAUGUUUCCUGAAGCGACACUUUGUUUCACUCCUUUCAUUUAUACUCUAAGCGCGAUUGCUAUAAUAUAUACUUCCUUGACCACUUUAAGACAGAUCGAUCUUAAGAAGAUCAUUGCUUACUCCUCAGUAGCCCAUAUGAAUUUUGUGACUAUUGGUAUGUUUAGUCUGAACAUACAGGGAAUUGGAGGUAGCAUUCUACCGAUGUUAAGUCAUGGACUGGUUUCUUCAGCCCUUUUUCUAUGUGUUGGUGUUCUAUAUGACCGACAUAAGACUCGACUUGUUAGAUAUUACGGAGGUUUAGUGAGCACCAUGCCGAAUUUCUCUACCAUUUUCUUCUUUUUCACUUUAGCCAAUAUGAGUUUACCUGGUACUAGCAGCUUUAUCGGGGAAUUUCUCAUCUUAGUAGGAGCUUUCCAAAGAAAUAGUUUAGUAGCCACAUUAGCAGCGCUUGGGAUGAUUUUAGGCGCGGCCUAUUCCCUUUGGCUAUAUAAUCGUGUGGUUUCUGGAAAUUUAAAACCCGACUUCCUCCAUAAAUUCUCCGAUCCAAACGGCAGAGAAGUUUUCAUAUUUAUACCCUUUCUUGUUGGACUUGUUUGGAUGGGUGUUCACCCCAAAGUGUUCCCGGACCGCAUGCAUACAUCCAUAAGUAACUUAGUGCAACAUGGAAAAUUUCAUUGAGAGGAAUCAGCAAAAAAAAGAAAAAAAAGAGGUAAAUAAAAAGAAAAAGAAAGGAGAAAUGGAAAAGAGAAGAUGCUCGAAGAGAUAUUACAUUAACUGAGUGCCAUUUGAUGAGUAACUGAGACCAAAGCCGGGCUCGACAAAAUAGAAAGUUUCACGGUACGUCGCCCACGGGAUUUGGGAAGUGCCUUUGCUCCCUUUCCCAACCGUUGACCUUGACCGUCAACUCGUAGACGAGGCUUUGACGCGAAUUUAAAAGGGAUUCUCGGUUGUCUGAAAUGUAAUCAAGAAUUUCAUUGAUUUGACUUCGCAAGUGAUCUACAGUUGGUGCUUCCGGUUCCCUGACCUCGGUGGGUUGACCAGGUUUUUUACCUUGCGGCAGGUGCCCCGGGGUUCGGUCGGUCGAUGGUGCAGCGGAGGCAUUUCCCAAGAUAAAUUUUAGUUUUUGUUUUAUUAUGUAGUAUUCUUGCUUUUAUAAUUCUCUUUAUUAUCUUCAUUUCAUUAAUAUUUUGCUUCUACCGUUAUUCAAAAGGCUUUAAUACCCAAUAUUACAUUAUUAAUAUGAUUCACGCUCACAAUCAGAGUACCUCACUGCCUUUUCUUUAUGAAAUUAAAGUUGGGCACAAGGGCACUGUCCUUAAGAUCAUUUUACCACCCGACAACAACCGUCCACACUGCUGAGAAACCACCAAAAUCGAAAAAAGUUGAUUCACUAACGGGAGUUUUUCAAUGUUAAAAUGAUGGGUAAUUUUGUGAAGAUAGCAUUUAGGGUACUUUCAUGAACUGGUAAAAAAUUACCUCGAACUACAUGAAGUCUGAUGCCCACUCCGGGCUAUGUAGGCUGUGGCCGUCCAAGGGCUGCUCGACUGAAGUGGUAAAAUAA
Messenger RNA from Amaranthus tricolor (Joseph's coat), 2509 nucleotides. Its product is annotated as NADH-ubiquinone oxidoreductase chain 4. Lineage: Eukaryota; Viridiplantae; Streptophyta; Magnoliopsida; Caryophyllales; Amaranthaceae. The coding region runs from base 139 to 1626 and encodes 495 amino acids. The record is from RefSeq and is a predicted model, not a curated record. The transcript has 3 exons. Gene Ontology annotation, molecular function: ubiquinone binding; NADH dehydrogenase (ubiquinone) activity. Gene Ontology annotation, biological process: aerobic respiration; ATP synthesis coupled electron transport; electron transport coupled proton transport.